This is a messenger RNA of Spathaspora passalidarum NRRL Y-27907, 1230 nucleotides long. It is a transcript of the gene PDR17, whose product is annotated as Pdr17p. Gene Ontology annotation, molecular function: phosphatidylinositol transfer activity. The coding region runs from base 477 to 1166 and encodes 229 amino acids. Lineage: Eukaryota; Fungi; Ascomycota; Pichiomycetes; Serinales; Debaryomycetaceae. The transcript has a single exon. The record is from RefSeq and is a predicted model, not a curated record.
AAAAAAAUUAAAAAAGUAACCGUUUCUUUCAAUUUUAAGAACAAACACAUAUAGAAACAAUGGUAAUGAACUUCUUAAAAAGAAGAGAAACUGAAGAGCUGAGUGACAGUAGCCAAUGUUUCACUGACUCGGUGUCCAUAGCUUCAAAUGCCACUUCUGUUACUACACAAACUACCAGUAGUACCACUACUAAAAAAGGUUACAUUAAAUGUCACACCCCAUUUGAAAAACCAGUCAACCCAGUAAAACCUCCCGUUUUCGAUCUCACUGAUGAGCAAUGGGAUAAAUACAAUCAGGUAUUGUCACACUUUGAAGAAUAUAUAACCAAGGAGAUCCCAGUUGACGACCUGCACGACGCAAAAACCCACCCUAUUUUAGACGAAGAAUUAGCCUGGUUGACCAAAGAAUGUUUCCUUCGGUACUUGAGAGCCACCAAGUGGAAAGUGGAUGCCGCUAUAAAGAGAAUAGAAGAAACCAUGGUAUGGAGAAGAACCUUUGGUGUCGUGAAUAUACCAGACCACACCGAUCCCGCUAAACUCAUUACCGCUGACAAAGUAGCCCACGAAAAUGAAACCGGUAAGCAAUUAAUUGUCGGGUAUGAUAAUGAUAACAGACCAUGUUUAUAUUUGAGGAAUGGGUAUCAAAACACAUCUGCAAGCAUGAAACAGGUCCAGCAUUUAGUGUUUAUGUUGGAACGUGUUAUUCAAUAUAUGCCACCGGGACAAGAUGGCUUAGCAUUAUUGAUUGAUUUCCAAGCAGCACCAGCACAUAUGAAUCUUUCUUCCAAGUUCCCUUCGUUGUCUAUUUCCAAACAAGUUUUGCAUAUUUUACAAAAUCACUAUCCGGAAAGAUUAGGUCGUGGAUUAUUCACUAAUAUUCCUUGGAUUGGAUAUACGUUUUUCAAAGUUGUCGGUCCAUUUAUUGAUCCAUACACCAGACUGAAAACCAUCUACGAUCAACCUUUUGAAAACUUUGUUCCUAAGGAACAGUUAUCUAAGGAGUUUAAUGGGAUUUUAGACUUUGAAUAUAUUCAUGAUGUCUAUUGGCCCAAGAUGAAUGAAAUCGGGGACAAGAAGCAUGAGAAUUACAUGAAGAAUUUCAAGAAGUUAGGAUCAAAGAUUGGAUUAAGCGAGUAUGAUUUAAGGAUGGAAGAGUCUAUGGUAUAGCUUUAUUACUUGCAUUUUUGGUAGGAAUUAGGGUUUAUAGGUUUCAAAUAGGAUAUGAAAUUUU